AUGCAACCACCGUAUAAUCCAUUCAAUUUUCACAAUAAACAUGACUGUGAAAAUGAUGUUGUAAUUCGGUCAUGUGGAAAACCCAUUCAAACUAAUUUAAACCAUUUACUUGAAAAGAAUGAAUUAAGGAAAAUGAGUAUUGAAGAAUUUAAUGAAUAUAAGAAUAAAUUAACUGGCUUUAGAAAAUUAGAAAAUGAAGAAGAAUUUAUUUUGAAAGGAAUUGAGCGGAAGUUGAAAUCUUUAGAAUCAUUAAAGAAAUGUAGGAAGAAAAAGAAAAUCGAAUUAGAAUUGAUGUCAAAAGAAAUUAUUGAAAUUAAAGAAAAAACAGUGGAAUUAAAAAAACAAAAUGAGUCAAUUACACAGGUUCUAUGUGACUGUCAAAAUUGUAAUAAACAUUUGACUAAAAUACCUUUGAAUUGA
Messenger RNA from Entamoeba histolytica HM-1:IMSS, 420 nucleotides. RefSeq lists its product as uncharacterized. Bases 1 to 420 code for a protein of 139 amino acids. The transcript has a single exon. The record is from RefSeq and is a predicted model, not a curated record. Gene Ontology annotation, biological process: regulation of DNA-templated transcription. Gene Ontology annotation, molecular function: DNA binding. Lineage: Eukaryota; Evosea; Mastigamoebida; Endamoebidae.